Messenger RNA from Dentiscutata erythropus, 1401 nucleotides. The record is from the annotation of a GenBank genome assembly. NCBI's taxonomy places the organism in Eukaryota, Fungi, Glomeromycota, Glomeromycetes, Diversisporales, Gigasporaceae.
AUGGAAGGAAACCCUUCCUCUAGUGUCAAUAGAGUCACCCGUAGUAAGACUGGUACGGGCAAACAGCAAGCAUCUUUUAACAAAGGGACUAGACAUGACCCACUCAAAAAAGACAGGCCUUUAAAGUCUGGCUCGACCUUAGAAAACAUCAAAGCAAAAGUAAAUACAGAUAAACAACAACAAAAAGACCAAACUCGUGAAAUGGAAGUUGAAACAGUUUUAAUAGAAUCCGAAGACAACAACAUGUUUGAAGAACAACAACAAUUUUUGCAAGUAAAAUAUGAUAAAGGAAAAAGAAAAUUGAGUCAAGUGGAGAAUGAAAGUAAUGACGGAGUUUAUAAUAAUGAGAAUGAAGAAAAUACUGAAGAUAAAUAUGAUGAAGACGAUAUUCAAUCUAUUUAUUCAGAUAAUAGCAACAUGUCAAACCAUCCAGAAUGGAGAAGGAAUCUUGGACUUAAAAGAUACAAAGCAAGAGCCUUAGUUCAAAACUUCUUGGGGAAAAGUAUUGGGAAAAAAUUGGAUUGGAUUACUCAAGAAUUAAAAGAUAAAAUCGAAUACACCUUUAUUAAAGUAGAAUAUAGAAAGAAAACCAAAGGUAGUUACAUCGCAAUUUAUUUUAACAAAAAGGAAGAACUAAAAAAAGCCCUAGACCUCGAAUUUGUCAAUGAGAACAAAGAAAAAUUCAAAUUGGAAGAAAAGUCACUCAAUACGCGUACAACAGAUGCAAACAAUAAACAAACACGCGCUGUAAUCUGGGAUUUACCUGUUAGUAUGAAAAAGAAUGAACUUAAAACAGAAUUAGAACACAGAUAUGGAAAAGUGGAAUCGAUCAGCACUGUACUUGGUGAAAUGUGGCAAAAAGCAUAUGUUACAUUUGCAGAUCCAGAAGAUACUAGAAACUUUACCAAAUCUUGGUCACAAACAAUUGGAGAAGAUAUUGUUAGAGUAACACCACCUGGUGUAACAGUAUCUCAACUGAAAGAAAGAGGUGAAUACGCUGUUAGAGCUUUGGGUAUCCCUCCUGGAAUGACCCCAUCAGAAAUAUACAAUGAAUUUAAAAAAAUAGGUGCAAUGACUUGCUAUGUCCCUAGAAACGCAUUCUAUGCAAGGAAAAGAAUGGCUAUUUUAUCCUUCGAGUCAGCUGAAAUUAGAAACAACGCAAUUGGUCAUAAAUGGCUCACAGAAGAUUUUACAAUUGAAUUAAUGGAUAUAACAACAAAAGCCUGUCAUAGAUGUUAUGAUAUUACACAUCUAGCAAAAGACUGUCCAAUAAAUCAAAAAGCUACUGAAAGAACUAUCGCUUUACAACAACGAAUGGAUAAAUUCGGAAAAGUAUGGAAAAGACAUAAUCCAUCUGCAUAUAAUAGAAUCCAAAAAAGACUUGACCCAUCAUACGCUGGG